Messenger RNA from Hippoglossus stenolepis (Pacific halibut), 2324 nucleotides. It is a transcript of the gene bin3, whose product is annotated as bridging integrator 3. Gene Ontology annotation, cellular component: cytoplasm; actin cortical patch. Gene Ontology annotation, molecular function: protein binding; lipid binding. The record is from RefSeq and is a predicted model, not a curated record. Lineage: Eukaryota; Metazoa; Chordata; Actinopteri; Pleuronectiformes; Pleuronectidae. Bases 136 to 897 code for a protein of 253 amino acids. The transcript has 9 exons. Gene Ontology annotation, biological process: endocytosis; plasma membrane tubulation; actin cortical patch localization.
AGUCCGGAGAGGAAACACGGGCAGCCUGGCACCGGACUUCCUGUUUAAUCCCCGCCUGUUGACUGGGGUAAAGGGAUGAGGUCCUCGGAAGAAAAUAAAACAACCAAGUGAAACCGGAGUUAAAGUUCACUCAAAAUGAGCUGGAUUCCCUUUAAGAUUGGACAGCCGAAGAAGCAGAUUCUCUCUAAAACUGUCGAAAGAGACUUUGAGCGUGAAUAUGACAAACUCCAAAAGCUGGAGGAUCAGACGAAAAAGCUUCACAAGGACAUGAAGAAAAGCACUGAGGCUGAUUUAGCCAUGUCCAAAGCAGCAGUGAAGAUCUCUGCAGACCUGCUGAGUAACCCGCUGUGUGAGCAGGACCAGGCCUUCCUGGAAUCCAUGAAAGUUUUAGAUACGGCCAUGAGGAGGAUGGACUCCUUCAACCAGGAAAAGGUCAACCAGAUCCAGAAGACCGUUAUCGACCCUCUGAAAAAGUACAGUGGCGUCUUCCCCAGCCUCAACAUGGCAGUGAAGCGGCGGGAACAGGCGCUGCAGGACUACAAACGGCUGCAGUCCAAAGUGGAGAAGUAUGAAGAGAAAGAAAAAACGGGGCCCGCUAUGGUCAAACUACAUCAGGCCAGAGAGGAGCUGCGACCAGUCAGGGAAGACUUUGAGGUCAAAAACAAGCAGCUGCUGGACGAGAUGCCCAAGUUCUUCCACAGCCGCAUCGACUACUUCCAGCCCAGCUUUGAGGCUCUCAUCCGGGCCCAGGUGGUCUAUUUCACCGAAAUGUACAAGAUCUUCAGCGAGUUAACAGACGAGAUCGACCAGGCAGGGCUGACUGACGAGCAGAGGGAGAGGGAGACCGAGGCCAAGCUCAGCGAGUUGCGUGCUCUGUCCAUUGUCGCCGACGACUGAGGGAGGAAAGCCGAAAACCGGGAUAGGCUGCUUUCAUGCCUCUCUGAAUGGAUUGCACUCUUUUCAGGCUCCUCCGCGCAGCGCAAACGGACAGCAGUGGCCUUCACCUGAUUAUCAGUUUGACCCCCCCGCCCAUUCCUCUUGCACUACACUCCCCAUGUUUCAUUCUAUCUACAGAGACCCUGCAACUCAGAGCAGCUGAAAUGCCACAUUAACUAAGCCAUCAGCCAAGUGCAGCGUUAUAAGCCAACAGUUUUUUUUUUUUUUUUAAGUUUAGGAAUCGAACAGCUCUCGUCUGAACUGAUUAACUUGGUGACAUUUCUUGGUUUAAUGAAUAUCUAUAAGCAUUUGUUUAAAUAAGCAAGGAAACAAGCAAGGACAUGAUUUAUUAGUCACACUGCUACGUUAACAGCGGUCAGUGAAACAUAGUUUAAUAUAUUUCCCAACUUUAAAAUUACAAACACUACAGACUGAAUGUUAACGUACUGUAUGCUAUCGGCAAAAAAAAUGUAUUUCUGUAUUUUGGCCUUUGCUGGUGAUCUGUGUGUGAAGCUCUGUGCCAUGAUGUGCGAGGGCUUUUAAUGAAGAUGUAACAGGCUGAUGCUAACGUCACCUGUGAAUAACGUGCCUACAUUGUCCUGAUAGUGGCUGUAACAUGAAAACUAAUUUGUGUGAAGUCAGAAUGUGCCUGUGCAGCAGUGUUGAAAGAUCGACCACUUAACUGGUCGGCUGCAGAGAGAAUAAGAACAAUCACUGUCCAUAACAAAGGCUGGUGCUCCCUCUAGCGGAAAACACUGAUCAUGACACACAUUUUCCUUUUAUUCAAACCAUCCAUCCUUUGUUCUAUUGUUAGUGGUUCAGCUCCUCUGUUAAUAAAGAAGCUCCUCUAAUGAAGACGGUCCUCUCCCUGCCCUGUACACCAGGGACGGAAGCCAACUGUUUUUGGCUUUUCUUUGUAUCGGACCAAAAUAUGUUGUCAGUGUCAUUUGUUUCCACCGUCAUCAGGAACAGCCUCAGUACGAUGACCAUGCUCUGGUUAGUGGAGCCACAUCGUAGUGCACAAACGCUGAUCGCUCCCAUAUCACGUCAGUGGAUUUUUUUUUUUAGGUGUCAUAGCAAGAAGUUUAUUUAUUAAUUGACAGUCCUGUUUGGUUUUUUAAUAUUGAAACAAAAAUGAUUUGUUUUCACGUUGCAUCAUGGAACGUACAUCUGUUAUGUUUUUAAAGUGUAUUAAUGAAGGUGUUUUUGUAAAUAAUGAGUUAAAGUUGUAGAAGAGGUUGAUUUUUUUUUUUACGUAACUAAGUGAACACUAACGCUAGUGUUUGUUUUAUUUAGGUUUUAAAUACAUUAAUGCUACAAACAAUGUUUUUCUGAUGUCAUCUCGAUGUAUAAUCAGUCAUGAAAUAAAUGAACUGUGAGAAUACGAA